GAAAGCUUGUCGUCUGUGAAACUCCAAAGGCAGUGUGUUUUAACAACUAUAAAAACCAGAGCUCAAGCAAUCUCUCUCCUCCUCCCAAUCCGCAUAACCUUUUGUCUUUCCGCCGCUUCAUCCAGCGGCCGGAGCCCAUUGUUUUCACUUCACAUCAAACCCACAUCUCCGGCCUCAAGAAAAUCAAGAUGAUGAGCGGCGGCUAUCCCUACCCAUUCACAAGCUCGCCGGCGCAGAGCUCGCCGUGGCACUCGCCCGUGCCGUACCUCUUCGGCGGGCUGGCGGCGAUGCUGGGUCUCAUCGCCUUCGCCCUCCUCAUCCUCGCCUGCUCCUACUGGAAGCUGUCCGGCUACAUCGACGCCGACGACGACGACGACAACGACCGGCGCUCCGGCGAGAGAGACCUCGAGCUCGGCCACCCUAGCUCCGGCGACAAGCCCAAGUUUGAGGAGAAAGUUCUGGUGAUAAUGGCCGGGGAAGAGAAGCCGACGUUUUUGGCGACGCGCAUUUCCAGCGUGACUUCUUUCGCAGGAAGGGACAGUUCCGGGAAGGAGGAGGGAAGUGGAGAUCCGGUACAAACGGGAAACAUGGAGAUCCGUGAGACCGCAGAUCAGGUCCCUUGAUAUAUAGUUUCAUUGUUUUCCCUUGAUUUCCAGAGAUUGAAGGUUCAGGUUAAAUUAGUGUGGGCUUAGCACCGUAGAAGUUUCUCUUCUCCUCUCUCUCUCUCUCUCUCUCUCUCUUUUCCCAGAAUUUCCCAAAUGUAAAUUACUAAAUAUCUUUUGGCAAAUGAAAUA
Molecule: messenger RNA, 794 nt
Organism: Diospyros lotus (date-plum)
Lineage: Eukaryota; Viridiplantae; Streptophyta; Magnoliopsida; Ericales; Ebenaceae
Product: protein GLUTAMINE DUMPER 3-like
Exons: 1
Coding region: 189-623 (144 amino acids)
Biological process (GO): regulation of amino acid export
Source: RefSeq, a predicted model, not a curated record